GAUCUGGCUUAGAAGAUUCUUCCCAAAGAUGGCACCUCUGGCUGCUGAGUCAUUGCUGGCCCCAUUGCAGAGAGAGAGACUCCUUUCUAGUCAGACAGCCUGCAGCACCCAGCUGUUCUUUCAAUCUCUCCCAGCCAAGUACUGAGCUACUGUGAACUUGCUCAGCAGGGGCUGUGUGAUGUGAUCACUGCCUAAGAUGGGUGCAGGCUUGACCUUUGACCUCAUUCCCACCACAUGCAGUGAAUGCUUGGGUGUCGAAUGUCUCCCUCUGACUGGCUUGGUGCCCUGUCAGUCUGCAUAAUCACAGCUCACAGGCUGAGACAUGAGUCACCCCUUCAUUUUCCUUUUCCAUGGGGCUAUGCAGCUCACAGGGGAGUGAGUGGGGGGCUGGGGAGAGGUCACAAAGCGUAUAAGUGAGGACUGAGAUUCCUGGGACUGAGAGGAGAGCUAGAGAGAUGACUGGGUGGGAUCCUAAGCUCUGGUGCUGUCGCCAAGCCCCGCUCCGACCAGCCGUGGCUAUCCUGAUGUCAGUCGCUUUCCUUCAUGUAGCUGUGGCCAGCACUCAGCACUAUCGCGGGGAAGCCUGGAGAGAGGCGGCUGUCCAUGCUGACUUCCUGUCCCAGCUGGCUCAGGGCAUGAGGGAGACCCUGGAGGAGUGGAUUGGCCGGGACACACUUCAGCUAGUGACAGAGAACGUCUCUGCCGUGUUCUGGAUUGUGUCCUCUGGCAUCUCGGCAGGUCUGAUCACUCUGUCCGGAAUCGCAGGGCAGAUCCUAAGCGCCUUCGGAGUGAAUGGAGAUCACGUGGUGCAGCCCCUUAAGCUGGGCCCUGCCCAGGUACAGACCCUGCUGCUGUGGGGCCUGGCCGCUGUGGUGGGCUAUUGGCUGCUCUCACAGCUGCUGGGCCUGUUGCUGUCCAUCCUGGGACACGUCGUGUGGGGGCUGAAGGUGGCGUUCUUCCUGGGCUGCUUCCUGCUGAUCGUCUCGGCGGUGCCCAACCCCUCGGUGCAGGCCUUGCUGCUGCUGUGCCUGCUCACCCUGUAUGCCCUGCUGGGGAGGCUGAGUGGGGCGCGCCACUCUGGGAGCCAACUGGAGGCCAAGGUGCGCAACCUGGAGUGGCAGGUGGAGGAGCUGCGGCGCCGGCAGAGGCGGUUAUCCCCCAGGAACCUGGAGCAGGAUGAGUGAGGAGCGGGAGGUGGCCCCUCCCAGCACACUACGGACUCUCACACCACAAUUCACUGCUAUGCUGGUUCUCUGCACAUGCUCAUGGGGGCCUCUCCACCCUGUGGCUCUUCUCAGGCCCCUCCUCUCUGCACACUCACAGGCCCCUCCCCAUUGUACAAACUGACAGAUGCUACCCACCUCAGGGACUCGCAGGCCCCACCCCCAUUCCCCAUGGCGCUUGCAGGCUGUCCCCACACCCACCCCAGGGACAAGCGAAGCCCAAAGGGAGCUCUCUGGAGUGGAGGGAUGAACCCGUGGGAGAUGGUGUGAUUUUCCCCAGCCUGCCCUGAUCUCGUGGGCAGAGGAUGGGAGGUGCUCCCUCAGCUGCCUGCCCCCACCCCUGCCAUCUCCCAUAGAGUUGCUGCCAUGGGGCUCAUCACACUGGGGCUUAAAAGGGCUGCUUUGAUGUUGGUGAAGUCUGGGACCAAGUGGGGGUUUGGUCUCGGGUGCUAAGAUGCUGAAUUCCGCCCCUUCUUCUUUUCCUGCUGUCUCCCUCUUGUCCCCUUCCCAUGCUGCCCUACAGCUGGCGCCGGGGCUCCUGGCCUUUCCCUCCACCCUCUACCUCUGCCUGAUCCUUUCCCCACCGUCACCCCAUCCCCUCACCUAGCCCUGGACCGGUCUCGCUAAGAAGGCUGGGUCCUAAGGGUUUGAUGCACAGAGGUGCUGAGCUCUUGCCGCUCCCAUUGACUUCAGCUGGAGUUGAGGGUUGGUCAGUGCUUCUAGAAGUCAGAUGCUGGAUAGAUAAACUGGGGGCAGGGGCAUUGUAUCCCGUUUCAGGAGGGGGCAGUGUACCCCUGCAGGAUCUCUGAUCAGGGAGGGUGUGUACAGGGGAAGGGUUUCCCCAAGUGCCUUCAUCCAAGCCAAUGGUGCCUUCUUAAGCUAAAAGUGGAUGGUGUUUGUUGCAGGGCGGGAGGGGAAACUGGGAUAAGUGUAUAUGGGGAAAAUGUUUACAGGUCCUUUUUAAGAACCUCCCCCCCAACACCAUCCAAGCCAAAGACACACAGCACAUGGGAGCGGGCACAGGGAAGUUCUUCCUCCGUUUGUCACAGCUGGGGUGGGAGUUGUCUCUUGGUGCCACCUCAAGCAUGGCAGGUGGCCUUCGUGUUAAUCUGCCCCCGGAUCGUGGCGGAGCGGGCCACAAUUGAUCAGAAAGGAGGGGUACGUAGCAACUCCUGUUCAUCCUCCUGCGUGCCCCUAGGGAACGUCUACACUUGGAGCAAGGGGUGCGAUUCCCAGCUCACGUAGAUACUUGCGCUAGCUCUCAUUCCCAUGAGCAUGCUGAAAACAGUAGUGUAGACAGCCUGGCCGAGUACAAACCCUCCUGAAUCCCGUGGGUGCAGACUCGGUACAGCUAGCGCCUUCCACCACUCUCUGCAGUUCAUGCUACCCCAGCUACGCUGCUGUUUUUACUGUGCUAGCUCCAUGAGAGCUAGGAUGAGCAUCUCUGAACUGUAGGGAUUCACAGCUAGGGGCUGGAGAGGAGGCCAGUGGGGCCAGGGCUUGGACUGGGCAUGUGUUGUUGGGUGGAGGUUGCCAAUCUGUGCUUUGAAAGUUCUGUCUAUUUUAAAUGAACAGGCCAUUUUGUUACCAGGUUCCAAAUAAAAUCUAUUUAACCACA
Molecule: messenger RNA, 2841 nt
Organism: Mauremys reevesii (Reeves's turtle)
Lineage: Eukaryota; Metazoa; Chordata; Testudines; Geoemydidae
Gene: TMEM109
Product: transmembrane protein 109
Exons: 4
Coding region: 456-1184 (242 amino acids)
Biological process (GO): intrinsic apoptotic signaling pathway in response to DNA damage by p53 class mediator; cellular response to gamma radiation
Source: RefSeq, a predicted model, not a curated record